Molecule: messenger RNA, 1814 nt
Organism: Rosa rugosa (rugosa rose)
Lineage: Eukaryota; Viridiplantae; Streptophyta; Magnoliopsida; Rosales; Rosaceae
Product: isocitrate dehydrogenase [NADP]-like
Exons: 15
Coding region: 185-1438 (417 amino acids)
Biological process (GO): isocitrate metabolic process
Cellular component (GO): mitochondrion
Molecular function (GO): isocitrate dehydrogenase (NADP+) activity; magnesium ion binding; NAD binding
Source: RefSeq, a predicted model, not a curated record
CAUAGGGACUCCCAAAACAUAUUACCCUUCGAAUGCCGGUCAGGAUCCCACACAGCCGUUUUGUCAUCGCCCCAUGUUCUAAUUUCCAUACACACCUUUCAAUUUUCCAGAAAAGGAAACUCGUUCCUCUGAUUCUCACUCGCUAAAACCCCCAAGUUUUUGCUGUUUUGCUCUGAGCCGAGAAAUGGAGGCAUUCAAUAAGAUCAAGGUGAACAACCCAAUUGUCGAAAUGGAUGGAGAUGAAAUGACUCGAAUUUUCUGGAAAUCUAUAAAAGAUAAGCUUAUUUUGCCCUUUCUGGAACUGGAUAUCAAGUACUUUGACCUUGGCCUCCCUAAUCGUGAUGCCACCAGUGAUAGAGUCACAAUUGAAAGUGCAGAAGCUACUCUUAAGUACAAUGUAGCAAUCAAGUGUGCAACUAUAACUCCUGAUGAAACUCGUGUUAAGGAGUUCAACUUGAAACAGAUGUGGAGGAGUCCAAAUGGGACAAUCCGGAACAUUUUAAAUGGUACUGUUUUUAGAGAACCUAUUAUCUGCAGAAAUGUUCCCCGCCUUGUUCCAGGUUGGACAAAGCCAAUAUGCAUUGGGAGGCAUGCCUUUGGUGAUCAGUACCGAGCAACUGAUGCAAUCAUAAAAGGACCCGGGAAACUUAAAUUAGUUUUUGUACCUGAUGGGUCCAAUGAGAAGCAAGAAUUUGAGGUUUUCAACUUUACUGGUGCUGGAGGGGUAGCUCUGUCAAUGUAUAACACUGAUGAGUCUAUCCGAUCCUUUGUGGACGCAUCUAUGAACACUGCCUACCAGAAAAAGUGGCCACUUUAUCUUAGCACUAAAAAUACUAUUCUCAAGAAAUAUGAUGGAAGAUUCAAGGACAUCUUCCAGGAAGUUUAUGAAACUCAUUGGAGAUCCAGAUUUGAAGCUGAAGGGAUUUGGUAUGAACACCGUCUUAUUGAUGAUAUGGUUGCAUAUGCUCUUAAAAGUGAAGGAGGUUAUGUAUGGGCAUGCAAAAACUAUGAUGGGGAUGUGCAAAGUGACUUAGUAGCACAAGGUUUUGGAUCUCUGGGUCUGAUGACAUCUAUACUGGUGUGCCCAGAUGGAAAGACCAUUGAAGCUGAAGCAGCCCAUGGUACAGUUACCCGCCAUUACCGGGUUCACCAAAAAGGAGGUGAAACCAGCACAAACAGCAUAGCUUCUAUCUUUGCUUGGUCACGAGGUCUUGCACACAGGGCAAAGUUGGAUAGCAAUGCCAGGCUCUUGGACUUUGUGGAGAAACUUGAAGCAGCUUGUGUUGGAACUGUUGAAUCUGGGAAGAUGACCAAGGAUCUUGCUCUCCUUAUCCAUGGGCCUAAGGUCCGUAGGUCUCAGUAUCUCAAUACUGAAGAAUUUAUUGAUGCUGUGGCUGAGGAGCUGAGAGUUAGAUUGUUUAGUAGAGCAAAGUUGUAAAUUCUUGUUCGGGCUUAUAUUGGUCAAGUAUCCAAAAUGAGUAAAUAGAUAAAACACAUUGGUAUAAGUUAUAAGGUGGUCAUUGUUAGAUCUUUAGCUUAUAUGACUUAGUUCCUCUCAUUUAAUUAGACCAUGAACCUUUUUCACUUUGAGAGUAUCAUGACAUAAAGUUGAAGGCAUAUUUCAAUGGCAUUGCCUCUGCUCACUGAAUUCUAAGUUUACCCGUUUUAUGUGCCAUGAAUAAACCAGACUCUUGCUGCUCAUCCCAAAUAGAAGUCAUGUACCAUUUCCCUAAUUGGAAUCCAAUCUGUGUAUGCAGCAGCAUUAAUAUCAAUUUUAUAUAUGGCACAACUUUGUUUGGCUAUGUUUUGAUACA